AUGACUGACACCGCAGAUAUCAAGAAGCAGGUUCCGUACGAGGUAGAAAAACUAUCCGACGAAAGCCUUGCUCCCGACGAUGCCGUCCUGCAGGCCCAGGGUCAUCGGCCCGAGCUUGCGCGGUCGUUUUCCUGGGUGGGAGCCAUUGGAUUGUCGUUCAGUAUUGCCAACUCAUGGUUAGGUUAUGGCGCAACGUUCGGAACGCCCCUGGCAUAUGGAGGUGGCCCGACCGUUCUCUUCGGAGUCAUGAUUGCGGCGGUAGCGCAGUGGAUUGUAUUGUUAGGGCUGGCAGAGCUGUGCUCUGCAUUGCCCUCUUCAGGGGGUCAAUACCACUUCACAUAUAUACUAGCCCCACCAAAGUACAAGAAGUUUGCCGCAUACACAGUUGGCAUUACCAACGUGAUAGCAUGGUGGGUGAGUGCGGCAUCGGGCAUUAUCUAUACUGGGAUUUCGGCGUUUGGGAUAGCAGUGUUCUGGUAUCCAGACUUUCAGCAUGAGAGGUGGCAGAUAUACUUGUGUUAUGUUUUGGUGGUUACCUUGACCUUGAUUCCUGUCUUCGCCGUUCCCCAGAGACGUUAUGACUACCUGACGAAAACCACCUUUACCCUAUCCAUAACCGGCUUAAUCUUGGUCUUGAUAGCUGUACUCGCCUCAGGUCGGGGACGUUACCACCCGGAAGUCCUUACAACGUUCCAGGGGACCAGUGGAUGGGACACGGCCCCAGCAUGGUUGCUGAGCAUCACCAUGGGACAAUACUGCUAUGCGGCUAUCGGAGCUGUCACACAUAUCGCGGAGGAAAUGCCCCAGCCGGGACGGAGGAUCCCUCUCGUGAUUAAUCUUGGAGUCCUAGUCGGCGUUAUGACAGCUGUACCGUGGGUGACCGUGAUGCUUUGCGGCAUUCAGGACAUCGAUGCAGUUCACAAAGCGUUCAUCCCUAGCAUGGAGGUCUACUAUCAAGCGACAGGAACCUGCGGUCCAAGCCAAUGGAUAACUUCGAGUCGGAUCGCGUGGGCGUUCUCUAGAGAUAACGGCCUUCCUUUUUCCCACUAUUGGAAUUUCAUCGACCCAAAGUUCAACAUCCCCGUGCGCACCACGUUCCUUUCGGUCUCAUUCUGUCUCCUAUACGGUCUGGUCUAUAUUGCCAGUUCAACAGCAUUCAACUGCAUCGUGAACAUGUCAAUCCUCUUUUUGAACAUUAGUUUUACCGUUCCUCAGGCCGUCCUAGCGACAGUCGGACGGGACAAGCUGCCGGCACGGUCAUUUGAUCUGGGUCGAUGGGGAUACGCAGUCAAUAUUUUUUCCACGGUGUGGUUGACCUUCAGCGGGAUACUGUUUUGUUUCCCGACUAGGCUACCAGCAACUGCAGGCGGGUCGGCUGUCCUGGUGGGGGUGUAUUGCCUCAUCAUGCUGCUGUGGAUAGAGCGGAGACAUAAGUUCACCGGGCCAAAGAUCAACUUGGAUGCACUGAACAUCAGCAACAAAUUGGCAUUGUCCUAA
Aspergillus bombycis is the source of this 1497-nucleotide messenger RNA. RefSeq names its product GABA permease. The transcript is spliced from 8 exons. Gene Ontology annotation, cellular component: membrane. The record is from RefSeq and is a predicted model, not a curated record. Lineage: Eukaryota; Fungi; Ascomycota; Eurotiomycetes; Eurotiales; Aspergillaceae. The coding region runs from base 1 to 1497 and encodes 498 amino acids. Gene Ontology annotation, biological process: transmembrane transport; amino acid transport. Gene Ontology annotation, molecular function: transmembrane transporter activity.